Molecule: messenger RNA, 1054 nt
Organism: Carya illinoinensis
Lineage: Eukaryota; Viridiplantae; Streptophyta; Magnoliopsida; Fagales; Juglandaceae
Product: glucose-induced degradation protein 4 homolog
Exons: 8
Coding region: 139-783 (214 amino acids)
Biological process (GO): proteasome-mediated ubiquitin-dependent protein catabolic process; protein catabolic process in the vacuole; negative regulation of gluconeogenesis
Cellular component (GO): extrinsic component of membrane; GID complex
Source: RefSeq, a predicted model, not a curated record
GAAAAAGAUAAAGACGAAUAAUUGAGCAAGAGGCAACGAAUUAGAUCCACUACAAGUCUACGACCGAACCAGAUACUUCGUCUUCCACGUUUGGGUACGCUUCUUUUUGGAUUUGGGUUUCCAUCUUCAAUCAAAGAAAUGCCGGUGAGAGUAGUGGAGGCUUCCGCACCUUCUCAAGUUUCAGGUGCAAAUUCUGGACAGACAUCGCCGCCAGCAUGUACGCUUUUGAGUGUUGGACAGGCCUUCUCUGGUACUCAGAAUGUAUGUAGUCUACAGAAAGAUGAAGCGUGGAGAGUUAAUGUACGAAUACAGGGAUGUGACCUCGAACAUGGAUAUCUGUGUGGCACCAUGGAAGCUCUCAAUGUUCCUAUGGCAGACACACCGGUAGUAACCUUCUGGGAAGGUGAGAUUGUUGAUACAAAGAAUUAUACUUUCUUCACUGGAAAAUGGGAAGCAAAGCCAGACGAUGAUAUAAGGCAUUGGACCAAGUUUCCAUCCUUUUCUCCCCUUGCGAGUCAAGUGGCGGUUGAUGGUGGCAAAUCUUUGGACCUGAGUAACCAUCCCUAUAUAUUUAUGAGAUGGAAAGAGCAGAACUUUGUGAAUGUUGGGACAGACUGUGGGUUAACUAUAGCUGGGUUUUACUAUGUUUGUUUCUCUUGUAGUGAUGGCUCCAUCAGUGGCUUCUAUUAUGAUCCUAAUAGCAGCCCAUUUCAGAAGCUUGAGUUAAAAUCAACCAAUGAGGGAAGAUCAGGUUUCAGUUUUUCAUCAUACGAGUUGCAAUAAAUGGAUGAACAAGCAUUUGAUUUUUUGGUUAUCACUGUAUUGAGCUACUCGUGGUCAGGUGAAUUGCUUGAUUUACAUCUUGGAAAGACUAGGGAGAUUAUGCAAGAAGCUCAGUGAAAGCUGUUCUAGCCAUGUGAAAUGUGAAGUUUAUCUUGUAAAAAUUGACAAGUGAUAUGCAUCUCUUUGUAUGUGUUAGGUGCUAGUCAAGAACUACGUUGAAGGAAUACUUAUUGUAUAUGAAUUCAAGUUAAAACAGUGCUAUCUUUUUAAA